AUGUUUUUCUUCUUUUUUUUUUUAGAAGUACUCAGCCAUAAGGUAAAAGUACUCUGCCCGAAAGUAACUAUGGCGCCGUACACGUCUACUUACAGGAUAGCGACAAUUGCCGUCCGGCGGUGCUCCACUGUGAAAAGUCUCCUGGUGAUCUCCGCCUUCUCGCUGUUUGUUCUUUUCCUCAGCAACUUCCGCAUUGGAGACAUACUGCUCAGGCGAAGUCUGGCGGCUAAAUCUCUGUUCUUUAAAGGAGAGUCUUUGAAAGCCGGCAACUACCCGGAGCAGAAAUGUUUCCUGCCCAAGCUUGAAGUCGACGACCCCGUCAUGAAGAAGUUUUUCCGCCGUCCGAGACCAGGCCGGUGUCCGAUCGACCCGGACUGGGUUUACGUUGAGAACGGGACGCUGAAGUUCUCGAAGGACGCCAUCAAGAGAAACGGCGCAUUCUCGUGUGAUCUCCUCCAGAUGAGACGCGGAGCCAACGACGACACGAUCGUCUGGACGGGU
Lymnaea stagnalis (great pond snail) is the source of this 501-nucleotide messenger RNA. The record is from the annotation of a GenBank genome assembly. NCBI's taxonomy places the organism in Eukaryota, Metazoa, Mollusca, Gastropoda, Lymnaeidae.